Hibiscus syriacus is the source of this 2363-nucleotide messenger RNA. Its product is annotated as probable receptor-like protein kinase At2g42960. Gene Ontology annotation, molecular function: ATP binding; protein kinase activity. Lineage: Eukaryota; Viridiplantae; Streptophyta; Magnoliopsida; Malvales; Malvaceae. The coding region runs from base 569 to 2101 and encodes 510 amino acids. The record is from RefSeq and is a predicted model, not a curated record. The transcript is spliced from 8 exons. Gene Ontology annotation, biological process: protein phosphorylation.
AUGAGUUCACCUCAGGUUUGCUUUUCCUUCACUAUUUUUCUUCCUCUAUCUGGUUUCCUCCAUUGCAAACUAAGCUUCCUUUCCAGCUUUCUUUGAGGUCCUCCUCUUCUCCUCAAACACCCAAAGACCCACCAACCAUUUUACCCACUCAACUCCACUCCACUCCACCCCAUCCCUUUUCUUUUCCUUUCCCCCCCCCCCCCAUUAUAUAUUUAGUCUUUUCUUCCCUCUAUAUAUGUGUAAUAUAUAUGCAUUUUUUGUUGAAAGAUAAUAUUUUUGUCUGGCCUUUCUUACCCAUUUUCUUUUUUAUCAUUACCUGAAUUCUUUUUCCUUCUUUUUUUUUUGCCCACUUGGAUGGCAACAAAAAAGAGAGAGGCCCUCUACCUGUGAACUACUCUUUCCCUUUGCAAUUGCAGCUUUACCCUUUUUCAGGGCUCAGACAUUUGGGGGCUUUUGUUUCUACGUUUCCUUACACUCAUCUUUUGUUCACUUGAAUGCUAAAGUAUAUGGGUUUUGUUUCCUCUUUGCUUCUUUGAAUGCUCAAGGAAGUAGAUCAAGAAGAUCAGAGAUGUCAUCUCAGGGUGCCUUAAAUUCUGAAUUAUCAAAGAAGACAUCAUUUUUGGGUCUAAAACUUUGGGUUUUGAUUGGUGUAUCUGUUGGGGCAUUUAUAGUGUUGAUUCUUGGUAUCUUGUCUGUAUGGGUUACAUUUCGGAGAAGAUCCCGACGAUUGGUAGACAAGUUCUCGCUUUCUCAGAUACCAAUUGUCUCAAAGGAAAUCAAGGUUGACAAGGUUGGAGUUCAGAGCUUCAGUGAUCAUCCGGAGAGUUUGUUCCUUUCAGUUAAUGAUAAAUCAAAUGAUAAGAAUUCAGAGAAAAUGCUAGCUCAUUUGGGGAUGAGCAAAUCAAGUGAUCCUGAUAAUACAAGUCAAUGCAGCUCGCUUUACCAUCACGAGAGAGGUUUUAGUUCUCAUUCAGGAGAUGAAGGGAGCUCCGGAACAGUUCGAAAACAGUCCGCAUUUUCGUUUGGAGGAGUAGUGACGGCCUCUCCCUUAGUUGGUCUGCCUGAAGUUUCACAUCUCGGGUGGGGUCACUGGUUUACUCUUAGGGAUCUUGAUCUUUCCACAAAUCAUUUUGCGGCGGAGAAUGUGAUUGGAGAGGGUGGAUAUGGGGUGGUUUACAAAGGUAGACUCAUCAAUGGAACUGAAGUAGCAGUUAAGAAGAUUCUUAAUAAUCUGGGGCAGGCUGAAAAAGAAUUUAGGGUUGAAGUGGAGGCCAUUGGUCAUGUUCGGCAUAAGAACCUUGUGCGGCUUUUGGGUUAUUGCAUUGAAGGAGUUCACAGGAUGCUGGUAUACGAAUAUGUGAAUAAUGGUAACUUGGAACAAUGGCUACACGGGGCAAUGUGCCAGCAUGGUACCCUUACUUGGGAGGCUCGUAUGAAGGUUAUUCUCGGUACUGCCAAGGCGCUUGCUUAUUUGCAUGAAGCAAUAGAACCAAAAGUUGUUCACCGGGACAUAAAAUCAAGUAACAUCUUGAUUGACGAUGAUUUCAAUGCCAAGGUUUCUGAUUUUGGAUUGGCCAAGCUCUUGGAUUCAGGAGAGAGUCAUAUCACAACUAGAGUUAUGGGGACAUUCGGUUAUGUGGCACCAGAAUAUGCUAACACCGGCCUAUUGAAUGAGAAGAGUGAUAUUUACAGCUUUGGUGUCCUCCUGCUUGAAGCUGUCACUGGAAGAGACCCUGUUGACUACGGAAGACCGGCUAAUGAGGUUAACCUUGUGGAGUGGCUUAAGAUGAUGGUUGGAACAAGAAAAGCUGAGGAAGUUGUGGAUCCAAGUCUUGAAACCAGACCCGCCACACGCGCUCUUAAAUGUGCUCUUUUGGUGGCACUUAGGUGCGUUGAUCCUGAUGCAAAUAAGCGACCCAAAAUGAGUCGGGUUGUACGAAUGCUUGAAGUCGAUGAAUACCCGUUUCGUGAGGACCGGAGGAACAGAAAGAGCCGAACGGCUAGCAUGGAAAUCGAAGCUUUGAAGGAAGAACCAACCGACGCGGAGAGCAAUGCCACGGAGUCACAGGGCACCAUAACCGAGAUGAGUCAUGAGAAAUAGGGACUGACAAAAAGGCAAAUGACAUGAUGAAUAUUUUGUCUAGUAUUUAAAGCUUUACAUUGAUACAUACACAUCUCAAAGGUUGGUUUGUUUUUGGUGCGCUCAAAGAGAGGAAUCAAACUUAAAGAUAGAAAUAACGCACAUUGGGGUUUUGAAUCAGGCAGAUGAAAGGCUAACAUCUGAGAGAGAAAGAGAGAUUAAAUGGUCCUUGUUGUACAGGUGUGCUUUUGGGAUUGGUGGACUGUCUUUUAUUAUUGUAUUA